UUCAAACAGAUCAAACACAGAAUAAACACUUGACAUGAUGUUCAUCAGAAUACUGUUCUGCCUGUUGUGUGGAGCUUUAACGACAGCGCAGCAGGACUUCAGCUGGAACGUUCAGCCUGAAGGCAGCAGCUCAGGGGACCAGAGACCAAACCGGCCUGGAGUCCAGGAACCAGCAGCUCUUCUCCAGGAGAAGCAGUCUUUCCAGCAGCCGCUGACUUGGAGGUUUCCAGACCCGCUGCCUGAGGAGGAGCCUCAGUAUCCUCCAGACUUUGAGCUGAAGACUCCGUCGGUGCCCAACACCGUCAGCGCCGUCUGCGGGGAGAACUCCGUCCGGGUGGAGGCCAAGAAAGACCUGCUGGGGAUCGGUAAACCUCUCCAAGCUGCAGACGUCACGCUUGGAGGAUGUCCUGCCACAGGGGAGGAUCCUGAAGCCCAGGUCCUGAUCUUCGAGUCAGAGCUGCAAGGAUGUGGCAGUCAGCUGCAGAUGACUGAGGACUCGUUUGUCUACACCUUCAUGCUGCUCCACACUCCCCGUCCUCUGGCGGAUGGUCAAAUCAUCCGAACCAGAGACGUCGCAGUCAGCAUCCAGUGUCACUACCAGAGGAAGCAUGAUGUGAGCAGCGGGCUUCUGAAUCCAACCUGGAGUCCGUUCAGCGCCACCAAAGCUUCAGAGGAAAGUCUCCUUUUCUCCAUCAGACUCAUGACUGAUGAUUGGCAGCUGUCUCGCCCGUCUGCUCAGUUCCUGCUGGGAGACAUGAUGAGGUUUGAAGUUUCAGUCAAACAGUUUCAUCACGUCCCUCUCAGAGUGACGGUGGACAGCUGCGUGGCCACUGUGGUCCCCAACAUCGACACCGUCCCUCGAUACGUCUUCCUUGGAAACAACGGGUGCCUCUUUGACAGUCAGCUGACUGGCUCUGGCUCUGGCUUCCUGCCUCGGUCUCAGGAUGACAGGCUGCAGUUUGAGGUGGAGGCGUUCCGGUUCCAGCAGGACGACAGCGGCGUGAUCUACGUCACCUGCAGUGUGAGAGCCACAGCAGCUGCUGCAGCUGUCGACGCCACCAGCAAGGCCUGUUCAUUCUCCAACGGGUGGAGGGAGGCCAGUGGCAGCCAUCAAGUCUGCAGCUGCUGUGAUACAGACUGUGGAGGUCAGAGUCACCUGGCUGGGACAGGUGCUCAGUGGGAACAGGAAACAACUGUUGGACCGAUCACAGUGAAGGAGAAACCUCUAGAGUGAAACACAACAAGGACUUAAAACUGAAAUUAGUGAUAAUUAUUAUUAAAGCUCUUUAUUCUGUGA
This is a messenger RNA of Centropristis striata (black sea bass), 1297 nucleotides long. RefSeq names its product zona pellucida sperm-binding protein 3-like. Gene Ontology annotation, biological process: binding of sperm to zona pellucida; egg coat formation; positive regulation of acrosome reaction. The transcript has 9 exons. Gene Ontology annotation, cellular component: extracellular matrix. The record is from RefSeq and is a predicted model, not a curated record. Bases 35 to 1234 code for a protein of 399 amino acids. Gene Ontology annotation, molecular function: acrosin binding. Lineage: Eukaryota; Metazoa; Chordata; Actinopteri; Perciformes; Serranidae.